Molecule: messenger RNA, 1790 nt
Organism: Cucurbitaria berberidis CBS 394.84
Lineage: Eukaryota; Fungi; Ascomycota; Dothideomycetes; Pleosporales; Cucurbitariaceae
Product: FAD/NAD(P)-binding domain-containing protein
Exons: 4
Coding region: 69-1514 (481 amino acids)
Molecular function (GO): FAD binding
Source: RefSeq, a predicted model, not a curated record
AGUUCCUCCUUCUCAAAUCUACCUGUUACAUUCCACUAUACAACGCCAAACCUCGACCCGGCCUCAUCAUGGCACAGACAGAUUCAACACCACCGAAACCAUUCAGGGUAAUCGUUGUGGGAGGCGGAAUUGUCGGGCUGUCACUCUCACACGCCUUCCAACUCGCCAAUAUCGACCAUGUCGUUCUCGAAAAGUACGAUAAAAUCAUAUCGGUCAAAGGUGCGGCGCUGUUGAUCUGGCCAAGCGUAUCGCGCAUCUUCGACCAAUUCGGUUUUCUAGACAAGAUCCACAAGACGACUACACCCAUAAUGAAGGAGUACCAUCGAUGGCCAGAUGGGAGUCUGCACUCAAAACGAAACUCCUUGGUCAGGGUCUCUGAAAUCUUUGACCUACCAUCCAUCUUGUUCGACCGCCAGACGCUUGUGACUCAUCUGUACGAAAAUUUACAAGAUAAAUCAAGGAUCCAUACAAGCAGGCGGGUGGAUCGUAUCGAGCAUACUGAAUCCAGUGUCCGUGUCUUCCUUUCCGAUGGCUCUGUCGAAGAAGGGGACAUGGUCAUUGGUGCAGACGGCGUACAUAGUGCUGUUAGACAGCAAAUGUGGGGAUAUGCUAGCCAAGACGAACCAGAAACUAUCCCCGAGUCUGACAAGACAGCCAUGUUCACCGAAUUUGGAGGACUGUUCGGUGUCAGCGAGCUAAAAGACUCUUUUGGCCUAAGUCCUGCGGAUGCCCAUGUCAUAUACGGUCAUGGCGAUACCAAGCUGUUAUUCACACAACCAGGCGUAGCCUACUGGGCUAUUAUGUUCAAGGAAGAAUUAAGUCGGCCACCCCAGAGACGAAAAGCUAGCGAGGAGGAUAUCGAGGCUAUGGCGAAGCACUUCGCGAACACACCCUUCACUGAGAAUCUCAAGUUUAGUGCUUUGUGGGAGACGAGGUCAAGAUAUGGACUGUUGAAUAUCGAAGAAGGUAUCCUCUCGAAGUGGCAUGCUGGCAGGAUAGUACUGGUAGGAGAUUCAGCACAGAAGAUGACUGCGGAUCUAGGCAUCGGUGCGAACAUCGCUAUCGAAUCCGCCGUCAGCCUAUGCAAUAUCUUACACCGCGAAAUCAAAUCCGACCCCAACCGCCACCCUUCCAAGUCAGAGCUCUCCGCUUGGUUUAACGAAUACCAAGAAGAUCGGUUCAAUCGCACGAAAGAAUUUGUCGACCUCUCUGGAAAAGUUACUCGGAUGAACUCGUACCAAACGCUCUUUGGGAGAUACUUCCUUACCUACGUUGCGCAGUAUCUGAGCGAGAUACAGCUGUGGAAGUUUGCCGAAUCUUUCGCUGUGGCGCCGAAAUUGAACUAUGCGCCGGUGCGCACGAUCAAUGAGGAUACCGUAGGUUGGAGGCUUGCGAAGAAGAAAGGGGACAAGGCAAGCGUCAGAUGGUUGACAUAUGUCCUCGUGACUUCAACGGUCAGCGUCACAAUCGCAAUUGUGGCGAGGAACUUCCUUUACUCCUCUAAGAAGCUAUAGCCUGUUCUAUAUCAUUGAUAUCUUCGCCUAUCUAUCAUGGGCUCAUAAAAUGCAUACUCCUCUCUACGAGCAGACUCGUCAAAUACAGAUGUGGUCAGUCAGAGUCCCCAUUCUGGAUCAUAAUAAUCACAUCCCGGAUGAUGCAUCACCCCACCUCGGUUCUUCUUCGCAUACGGUGCAAGACACUGCCAACAGAACUCAUGCUUACAUCUCGAACAGGUCAUGUGGUCGCACCCAUAACUCUUCUCAAUAGUCUUUUUGCACCCGGGGCACUUC